AUGGACAACACAAAUACUCCUCAGCCCAUCAGGUAUCAAAUCUUACCUAGACCACCUGAAAAUAUCUGUAGAGAGAUUGUCAGAAGAGCUUUGGAGCAAGAAGGAAAAAACGAUUACGCAAGUAGUUUUACCAGCAGAAAGUCAAGGAAGAACGGAAAUCGUGCGCGAAAGUAUGCAGUAUAUAAGAAAAAUGGGCAUACCAAAACAACAAACAACGCUAAUAGAAAGCAAUCGCAAUCUAAAAUAGCCAACAGAUCCAAUGCGCGUAAAGAAGAUAAUACGAAUUUGUCUAAUGAUUCAACCGACCUGCCCAGUCCUGACAGAAUAAGAGAAAAGAUAAAACAGUUGAAAGAAAAAAAAGCACUAUUACAAGAGCUUUAUGAUCGGAAAAAAGAAGAAUUGAAGCGGGGAAAAGGAUGA
Molecule: messenger RNA, 420 nt
Organism: Paraglomus brasilianum
Lineage: Eukaryota; Fungi; Glomeromycota; Glomeromycetes; Paraglomerales; Paraglomeraceae
Source: the annotation of a GenBank genome assembly